UCCAGACUGCCUAUGUCUCGUCCCACUCACACUCUCUGUCAGAGCGCGGCGUUGACAACCACUGGCCACUGAUCAGCCCACUUUGCACGGGUCGCGUCUCCAUGCUAGACUGCUGAAAAAGGAGCUCUGUCCCUCACAUUUUCUUUUACUUGCAAGUCAAACAUCUGACUGAAAGCAGCAAGCCCGUCCACGGCAACAAAAGCACAAGAAGUCAAAAAAGCCUCCAAGUGAUUUUCUAGGCUCAUCACUGUCUGCACAAUGUCUGGAGAAGACGCACCUGCUCAGCAGCAAAACGCCGUGGACCAAAAGCAGGAAACCAAACCUACCGAGGAGCCCAAAACCGAGCCACCCAAGACGGAGUCCCCACCCGCCGCCGCCGCAGAGGCAGCGGCCACCCCGGUGGCGACCACCGAGAAGGUCCCUGAAGAGGAGACCUUCACCUACCGCGCUCUGGUGCUCACCGGCUACGGGGGGUAUGAUAAAGUCAAGCUGCAGGUGAAGAAAGGCAAGCCGACACUCAAGGCUGGUGAGGUCCUGGUUCGGGUCAAGGCAUGCGGACUGAACUUCGCCGACUUGAUGGCCAGACAGGGGCUGUACGACCGGCUGCCGUCCCCGCCGGUUACCCCGGGAAUGGAGUGCUCCGGGGUGGUGGAGGCUGUAGGGGAGGAAGUAACAGACAGGAAAGUUGGUGAUAAGGUUAUGGUCCUGAACCGCUUUGGGCUGUGGCAGGAGGUAGCAGUGGUGCCAGCAAACCACACCUUCCUAAUCCCAGAGGGGAUGAGUUUUGAGGAGGCAGCAGCCCUGCCUGUCAACUACAUCACCGCCUACAUGAUGCUGUUUGACUUUGGCAACCUGCGACCCAACCAGAGCGUCCUCGUCCAUGCGGCUGCAGGUGGUGUGGGGAUUGCAGCUACUCAGCUGUGCAAGACAGUGAAGGAUGUGACUGUGUUUGGCACUGCUUCAGCCAGUAAACAUGAGACCAUCACCCAGGGUGGAGUCACGCAUGCCAUUGACUAUCGCACCAAGGACUAUGUGGAGGAAGUCCGCAAGAUCAGUCCAAAAGGGAUGGACAUAAUACUGGACCCUCUUGGAGGAUCAGAUACCCAUAAGGCCUACAACCUGCUGAAGCCUAUGGGCAAACUUAUUACCUAUGGAGCGGCUAACAUGCUGGCAGGACAAAAGAAGAACCUGCUUGCUGUGGCAAAGAACUGGUACCACCAGUUCUCCAUCCACACACUCAGCUUGAUUCAGGGAAACAAGUCGGUGUGUGGCUUCCACCUUGGCUACCUAGAUGGGGAGACAGAGCUCAUCACCGAGGCAAUGAAUACCAUUCUGGAUUUCUACAAGGACGGCAAAAUCAAACCCCGCAUUGACUCUACUUGGCAUCUUGAGCAGGUGAGUGAUGCCAUGAGAAAGAUGCAGGAAAGGAACAACAUUGGCAAAGUGAUCCUCACUACAGAGCCGAUGCCCGAAGAAGAGAAGAAGGAGGAGACCAAGAAGGAGGAUAAGAAAGAGGAUAAAAAGAAAGAGGAUAAGAAGAAGGACGACAAGAAGAAGGACGAUGCCAAGAAGGAGGAGAAGAAGGAUGACAAGAAGAAGGAGGAGCCCAAGAAGGAGGAGAAGAAGGAAGAGGAGAAGAAGGAAGAACCCAAGAAGGAGGAGAAGUGAGAGGGUUGAAUGGAUGGAUAGUCAAGCAGACCAGCAGGGAGUUUGUGUCUUGGGAUCUCGGGUGUGGUGUGGGAUUGUGGGGAUGGAUUUGGCAAUUUA
This is a messenger RNA of Pelmatolapia mariae (spotted tilapia), 1767 nucleotides long. It is a transcript of the gene vat1, whose product is annotated as vesicle amine transport 1. Gene Ontology annotation, molecular function: oxidoreductase activity; zinc ion binding. The record is from RefSeq and is a predicted model, not a curated record. The transcript has 6 exons. Gene Ontology annotation, biological process: negative regulation of mitochondrial fusion. Bases 259 to 1668 code for a protein of 469 amino acids. Gene Ontology annotation, cellular component: mitochondrial outer membrane. Lineage: Eukaryota; Metazoa; Chordata; Actinopteri; Cichliformes; Cichlidae.